Neocloeon triangulifer is the source of this 1143-nucleotide messenger RNA. RefSeq names its product lipase member I-like. The transcript has 7 exons. Lineage: Eukaryota; Metazoa; Arthropoda; Insecta; Ephemeroptera; Baetidae. Bases 101 to 1024 code for a protein of 307 amino acids. The record is from RefSeq and is a predicted model, not a curated record. Gene Ontology annotation, molecular function: lipase activity. Gene Ontology annotation, biological process: lipid metabolic process.
CGAUAAUCAGCCCUCUCUCAACGUUACAAAAAUUUCAAGUGCUGCACACCUCUCUCUUUUCUGUGAAGCAACAAUAACGAACGCAAUUCCAUUAUUAGCCAUGCAUCGGUUGGUGAUCGCUCUGUCGCUCCUCCAAAUCGUUCAUGCGGGUCUAUCAGCUCGCUUGAUUGAUGACUUGGAAAACUUUGAGCUCGACUUGCAGAAUGACGUCAAUUUUUUGCUUUACUCCAGUUCGAACCCAGAUGAGCCAGUUGAAAUUUACGUCAAUGAUUUAAACGGCACGACUUUUGACGGAUCAAAAUGCAUCAAAGUUUUGAUCCACGGCUUUGGCAGCAACGGGUACCUCGAUUGGAUCAAGAACAUGACUUCCCUUUUUAUCGGCAUUGAGGAUUGCAACGUGAUUUCGGUCGAUUGGGCCAAAGCGGCGGCCAACCCGUUGUACAACGUGGCCAGGAGAAAUACCAGACCCGUCGGAGAACACUUGGGAGACCUUUUGCUAUUUCUGGCGGACAAUUCUGGGGCUGAUCUUUCCACGGUUCACUGUCUUGGCCACUCGCUAGGGGCGCAUGUUUGCGGAUACGCUGGGAAAGUCCUCGAUGGACAAAUCGGACGCAUCACUGGAUUGGACCCAGCCCUGCCUCUUUUCAGUUUCGACAACGCCACAGAACGACUCGCCGACUCGGACGCACUUUUCGUGGACGUAAUUCACACAUGCGCUGGUCUUUUAGGGUUCGACCUGCCCAUCGGUCACGUUGAUUUCUAUCCAAACGGCGGCGUCCACAAACAACCGGGCUGCGGCUUUGAUCCAACCGCUUCCUGCAGCCAUGAACGGUGCUGGGUGUUUUUCAUGGAGUCGAUCCAGUCGGACGAAUUUCGAGCCGCCCAGUGCGAUUCCUGGGACGACUUUUUGGCUGGCUUUUGUAACUCAACUCAGCAGGUGUCAAUGGGAUAUCCAACCCCCAGCAACACGCGAGGCACCUUCUAUUUAGCAACUGCAGAUUUUCCACCUUUCGCUCUAGGAUGAUUUUCCGGAGGAUUCCUGGAGGACUCUUCAUUUUUUGAAAUAAAAUCACAAACCUCCAAGGCGCUAAAUAUUUGUAAUGUUAAAUAUUUUUAAUAAUAAAUAGAGAAAGUUGAGAAAUA